This is a messenger RNA of Mauremys reevesii (Reeves's turtle), 1951 nucleotides long. It is a transcript of the gene STUB1, whose product is annotated as STIP1 homology and U-box containing protein 1. The transcript has 7 exons. The coding region runs from base 232 to 1068 and encodes 278 amino acids. The record is from RefSeq and is a predicted model, not a curated record. Gene Ontology annotation, cellular component: cytoplasm; Z disc. NCBI's taxonomy places the organism in Eukaryota, Metazoa, Chordata, Testudines, Geoemydidae. Gene Ontology annotation, molecular function: protein-folding chaperone binding; ubiquitin protein ligase activity. Gene Ontology annotation, biological process: protein quality control for misfolded or incompletely synthesized proteins; protein polyubiquitination; cellular response to misfolded protein.
CAGAGUCGCCUCUGAUCAUUGUCUUUUUCUAACCCAGCCUUAUGUCAGGUGACUGGGAUCAGGAAACUGGAGGAGGUAGUUGCAGUGCUUACAAGUUUUUCUGGAAGCAAGGGAGUUGCAGAGACACUGGAGGGAGUGAAGUUUCUCUGCUGCAUGCAGCAGGUUUGAAGAGCUAUUGCAUGUGUUAGUAGCAACAUGAAGGGGAUUGCAAACAGCUAGAUAGGAUCAUUCAUGAAUUCCAAGAUUACUCUAAUCCUGGCAAGAGUGUUACCUGGGAAAAUCAUGUUCUCUUUGCAAGAAUCCAGCUACCAGAACCGGAACCCCUUAGUGGCAGUAUACUACACCAACCGAGCCUUGUGUUACCUGAAGAUGCAGCAACAUGAUAAGGCCCUGGCAGAUUGUAAACAUGCCCUGGAACUAGACAGCCAGUCAGUGAAGGCCCAUUUCUUUCUGGGGCAGUGCCAGAUGGAGAUGGAGAACUAUGAUGAGGCCAUCGCUAACUUGCAGAGAGCCUAUAACCUAGCCAAGGAACAGCGACUGAAUUUUGGGGAUGAUAUUCCAAGUGCACUGCGGAUUGCCAAGAAGAAGCGCUGGAACAACAUUGAAGAGAAACGGAUCAAUCAGGAAAAUGAGUUGCACUCCUAUCUAACCAAACUCAUCAUGGCUGAGAAGGAGAGGGAGCUGGAUGAAUACCGAAGGACACAACAAGAGGAGAACGUGGAUGAGAGCCGGAGCCGUGCCCAGCUGGCUAACGUUGAAGCCAAACAUGACAAGUACCUGGCAGAUAUGGAUGAGCUGUUCUCCCAGGUGGAUGAAAAGAGGAAGAAGCGAGACAUCCCCGAUUACCUGUGUGGGAAGAUCAGUUUUGAACUGAUGCGAGAGCCCUGUAUCACACCCAGUGGGAUUACCUAUGACAGGAAAGAUAUAGAAGAGCAUCUUCAGCGUGUUGGUCACUUUGAUCCUGUGACCCGAAGUCCUUUAACCCAAGACCAGCUGAUCCCAAACCUUGCUAUGAAGGAGGUGAUAGAUGCGUUCAUAUCAGAAAAUGGCUGGGUAGAAGAGUACUGAUGGCUGAGUGGGCACAGUCCUCUGGAUCCUCACCGCAGCCCCAGCUGUGGCAGCACAGGCACGCUCUGCUAUGGACUGCUCUCUGAGCAUGCUGGGCUGGCACCAUGCCUUACUCACUUUCAGUCUCUCUCUUCCCCCCUCUGGAUGCCCAGAGAUCCAUUGGCAGUGCUGGACUAGAGUGCAUUAUCAUCUCGUGUCCCAGAAACCACAGCUGGGCUAGACUGACUAAGCAGGGCCAGCUCCUUGCUCACCUGGGCUCCUGGUAACCUCCCAACAUGAUAGACAGAAGCAAGACUGCCUUAGGCAGGCCGAGAGGGAGGACCCAGCACUGGAUGCAAUCCACAGAAGCACUUUUGGAAGAGCAGUGUCACUCUGUACUAGCCAGCAUCACUGCUUUUCAGAACCCACCUCAGAUCCUUGGCUGUAAAGAACGAGCGUCCUCCACAAAAACAGCUGCCUACUCCCUUUCCUCACAGCACAAGCCCUGCGCCUGGGGAGAUGUGGGAGCUGUGGCUACAGCGAGGGCCCAGGCUGUGACGAGCGAGGAGCUGGCUCGUAAGGGCUCUCCUGCUCUCCAUGCUGAGCUGCAUCCCCCCUCCCUCCCUCUGUACAUAGUUUGUGUUUCUUUCUUCCUACAUCUCCUGUCUGUCUAGUGUAGUUCUCUUCAUGUUUUCCUGUAAAUAGCCACUUGCUGGGGGAGAGAAAUGAAAUAUAUAUUAUACAGACGUUGACUGGCGUGUGGGCUCGUACUGGGAAACCACUGUCUUGUAGGAUGGAAGCCGUGACCCAUGGGAGGCCACUCCACCCCCAGGGACAGUAGUUCCCUGCUAACCACUUGGAUGAAAGUUCAUAUUUGUUUUAAUUAAACCCUUAAAAAAAAAAA